Xiphophorus maculatus (southern platyfish) is the source of this 2904-nucleotide messenger RNA. RefSeq names its product synaptic vesicle glycoprotein 2A (gene sv2a). Gene Ontology annotation, molecular function: transmembrane transporter activity. NCBI's taxonomy places the organism in Eukaryota, Metazoa, Chordata, Actinopteri, Cyprinodontiformes, Poeciliidae. Gene Ontology annotation, biological process: chemical synaptic transmission; transmembrane transport. The record is from RefSeq and is a predicted model, not a curated record. The coding region runs from base 351 to 2564 and encodes 737 amino acids. The transcript has 13 exons. Gene Ontology annotation, cellular component: membrane.
UGUGUGUGUCCAUGCAGGAAGGAUGCUGUGUAGUAGAAAGGGAAGCGGGCGGGAGGGGGAGGAGUGAGCAGCUCCCCUGUCACUACGUCAGGAGCCAUCACAGGAGCGCACAGGAGCCACUUUCUGCUGAAGGAUCCGGGUGACUCCCUGCGCCGAUAUCAUCCCAGUCGCCCUAAAAUGCGCUGACCUCUUCAUCCCAAAGAGUUUGGUGUCUGAGUGGUGACCAGCAGCAGAGCAGGGAGCUGUCCACGGUCCUGCCUGGAUCAGUCCACAGAAAUCCACAGCAGACACUCAUGUGCUGAUCUCCCCCGUCCUCUGCAGCAUCUCUUUGCCUCCUCCAAGCAUCCAAGAUGGACGACGACGGGCGCUACCGAGACGGCCGCUCAGACUUCAUCCGCGGCGCCAAAGACAUUGCCAAAGUUGCCAAGAAGCAGGUCGGCAAAAAGGUCGGACGCGGCGUGGACAAGAUGGCCGACGAGUACGUCAAGCGCUCCUACAAGCGCUUUGAAGAGGAAGACGACGACGACGAUUACGCGGGCGUGCCGAGCAAUGAUGGUGGAUAUUACCGGAACGACAGCCGAGCCAACGACGAUGAAGGCCACAGCGACUCCACCGAAGGUCACGACGAGGACGAUGAGAUUUAUGAGGGUGAGUACCAGGGCAUUCCUCGGGGUGACUCUGGGAAAACCGGCGGCAUGGAUGGCAUGGCAGUCGCCGAGGCGCAGCAGUUCAGGGACCUGUCGGCGUUUGAGGGCGAGGUGCGGAAGGACCGGGAGGAGCUGGCCCAGCAGUACGAGACCAUCCUGCAGGAAUGCGGCCACGGAAAGUUCCAGUGGACUCUCUACUUUGUUCUGGGACUGGCGCUGAUGGCCGACGGCGUGGAGAUCUUUGUGGUCGGCUUCGUGCUUCCCAGUGCGGAGAAGGACAUGUGCCUGUCAGAGCCGAACAAAGGCAUGCUGGGUCUGAUCGUUUACCUGGGGAUGAUGGUUGGAGCCUUCGUCUGGGGCGGCCUGGCUGAUCGGAUCGGUCGGAGACAGACCCUGCUCAUUUCGCUCUCCAUAAACAGUGUGUUUGCCUUCUUCUCGUCCUUCGUCCAGGGAUACAGCUCCUUCCUUUUCUGCCGUUUGGCCUCUGGCGUCGGCAUCGGAGGCUCCAUCCCAAUUGUGUUUUCUUAUUAUUCUGAGUUCCUGGCCCAGGAGAAGCGUGGAGAGCACCUGAGCUGGCUCUGCAUGUUCUGGAUGAUCGGCGGUAUCUACGCCUCCGCCAUGGCCUGGGCCAUCAUCCCACACUACGGUUGGAGCUUUCAGAUGGGCUCGGCCUACCAGUUCCACAGCUGGAGGGUUUUUGUUCUGGUGUGUGCCUUCCCGUCUGUGGCCGCCAUCUCUGCCCUCUCCACCAUGCCUGAGAGCCCCCGCUUCUACCUGGAGAACGGGAAGCAUGACGAGGCGUGGAUGAUUCUGAAGCAGGUCCAUGACACCAACAUGAGGGCCAAAGGUUACCCAGAAAGGGUCUUCUCUGUGACCACCAUUAAAACGGUGAAGCAGAUAGACGAGCUGGUGAACAUGAGCGACAGUGCGGCCUGGCAUGAGAAAUGGAGGCUAAAACUCUCCUCACUUUUCCAUCAGGUGUGGAAUAAUUUCCAAACUGUUUUCUCCCCUGAGUACCGCCGCACCACCUACAUGAUGAUGGCCGUGUGGUUCUCCAUGUCCUUCAGCUACUACGGUCUGACUGUGUGGUUCCCUGACAUGAUCAAGUACCUGCAAAAGCAGGAGUAUGCCUCGCGCACCAAGGUGUUUGUCAAGGAGAAAGUGGAGCAUGUCACCUUUAACUUCACUCUGGAGAACCAGGUCCACCGUCAGGGGCAGUACUUCAACGACAAGUUCAUGAAUGUGAAAAUGAGAUCUAUGGUGUUCGAAGAUUCGCUGUUUGAAGAGUGUUACUUUGAGGAUAUCACCUCCAGCAACACUUUUUUCAAGAACUGCACAUUUAUUGCCACCCUCUUUUACAACACUGAUCUUUUUAAAUACCGUCUGAUCAACUGUAAGCUCAUAAACAGCACUUUCCUGCACAACAAAGAAGGCUGCCUGCUCAGUGAUGUCAGUGAUGAAAAUAACGCCUACAUGGUCUACUUCGUCAGCUUCCUGGGUACCUUGGCAGUGUUGCCUGGUAACAUUGUGUCUGCGCUCCUCAUGGACAAGAUUGGGCGUUUGAGGAUGCUUGCCGGCUCCAGCGUCAUCUCUUGCGUCAGCUGUUUCUUCCUGUCUUUCGGCAACAGCGAGUCAGCCAUGAUCGCUCUGCUGUGCCUGUUUGGUGGGAUCAGCAUCGCCUCCUGGAACUCCCUGGAUGUGCUGACCGUCGAGCUCUAUCCGUCUCACAAGAGAACCACUGCUUUUGGCUUCCUCAACGCUCUGUGUAAAUUAGCGGCCGUGCUCGGCAUCAGCAUCUUCACGUCAUUCGUUGGCAUAACCAAGGCCGUGCCCAUCCUGUUUGCCUCCGGAGCGCUGGCAGCAGGCAGUUUUCUCGCCCUCAAACUACCAGAGACGCGGGGUCAAGUGCUCCAAUAGUGUGGCACCGGCAGCUCUGCAGAGGGCAGCAGAGCUUUAGCCACCCUGCAGAGGAAACGGCUCAAAAGUUCAUCAAUUCGUGCCCUCUGAACCCACCCCACACUCACCUACAUCCACAGUAAAACGGUAAACUACAACAUGAAUUUGUUAAGGUGCAACAUUCAGCCAUGAGAGUAAAGGUUAGUCCUGUUGCUGCAUCCUGAUAAUUCCAGAAAAAGAUGAUGUUUGUUGAUGUUUACUAAAGUCUGGAGAUGAAAAAAAAAAAAACAACAGUAAACCAAUGUAGAUGUAACUCCAUUAAGUUUUGUCCCCCUCAGUGUAAAACCAUCCAGGGUUGGAG